This is a messenger RNA of Habropoda laboriosa, 1131 nucleotides long. RefSeq names its product neuropeptide Y receptor-like. The record is from RefSeq and is a predicted model, not a curated record. Gene Ontology annotation, cellular component: membrane. The transcript has 3 exons. NCBI's taxonomy places the organism in Eukaryota, Metazoa, Arthropoda, Insecta, Hymenoptera, Apidae. Bases 1 to 1131 code for a protein of 376 amino acids. Gene Ontology annotation, biological process: G protein-coupled receptor signaling pathway. Gene Ontology annotation, molecular function: G protein-coupled receptor activity.
AUGAACGCGACGACGACCUACACAGGCGCAACAACCGCUUUAACUGGAAUUAUGGGCCUCGAGUCGGAGAUAAGGAUGAACAGAGCGGAAAACGUUUUCGAUAGUGACCUUGAUAUUUCCCCGGUCACACUGUCCUCAGCAUGGUCCAGAGUAGCGAGACUACUGCUGUUGUCCUCGAUGGCUGUCGGCGGCAGUAUCGGUAACGUCUUCAUGAUCUCUGCGGUAGUUGUGGAGGAUCAACUCAAAAAACGAGGGAAUGCAUUUCUGGUGAACGUUGCAUUGGCAGACCUAUUAGUAACAGGACUCGUGAUACCAGUAUCAGUGAUUGUGAUCCUGGCGGGGCAUGAAGAGUCAUUGAGCACAUGUCGAUUCGAAUGUACUCUCGAGGCCCUCUGCUUUCUGGUCACAGUGUUAACACUGGCCACAAUAGCUGCCGAAAAUUACACUCGUUUGUGUCUACCACCUGAAAGGUAUGCAGCGCUGACACCAAGUCGUGUAACAGCAACGAUCAUCAGCGUCUGGCUGGUAUCGGUAAUGACUGUGGUCCUGCAAUCAUCGUUGGACGUAGGACCGGACUUCUGCCGUCGUCGAUUUAGCGGGAUAGCUUUGGAGCAAAUAAUCGGGGCUACAAUUCUCGUAGGUUUACCAAUUUUAAUAACCACCUUCCUCUACGUGAAGCUGGUAAUUCGCGUCCGACACGCCACCAGGGGUUCGUACAAGCCACCGGUUGCCUUCUCCUGGGACUACGAGCUGACCAAGGCGAACAUGUACAGCUGCGUGAUGUUCGUGAUCUUCUGGCUACCAUUCGGCAUAGCUGUAUGCCUCAACUCCUUCCGAUCGAUAAGCGCUCGUGUUCUCUACAAUUUGGCCUGGUUCGCCCUGUCUAAAUCCUGCUUCAACAAUUUACUAUACUGCGUGGCAGACCGACAUUUUCGCAGCGCCUACGUCAAGCUUUUCCAUUACUGCUGCUGCAAAACCACGGUGAGUUUCUCGAGGAGAACACGCGGGGACGGUGGACGGAACACCAGCGAUGUACGCCUCAGGGUUCACAUUAUCCAUUCCUAUGCAAGUCCGGCUUCCUGUCGGCCACCGAUAGGCAGACCUAACGGACGUGACGUUUGCGAGCUGUAA